CACGUGAUUCGAUCUACAGUCUACCGAAAGCAAAGCGAAGCUCCCUCGCGCGCGCUCUCACUGCAGGACCAAUCAGGAGCGAGCUUUAGAAACUCUAAUAGAAAUAAUUGAAGCUUUGUUGAGGAUUUUGAGUUCGUGUAGGUGUUAAGAGAGAUCAGACCCAAGAUCAGACCCAAGAUCUGACCCAGGAUCAGACCCGGGAUCUGACACGGUUCUGUGAUCUCGCGUGCGCGCUGGAGGAGGAUCAUGGGAGCGACUUUGGGGACUUUCAGCCUCCUGAACUGGGCUCCGUGUCUGUGUGGCUCGGCGACAUGUUUGGCAUGUCGAUUUUGCUCGAAAUGUAAGAACUCAAUAGUGACUCGCAUCAUUUACGCCUCGAUCCUGUUAAUCGACACCAUCAUCGCCUGCAUCAUGCUGUCACCCAGCGUCGAGCACCAGAUGAAACGGAUCCCUGGAUUUUGUGAAGACGGCAUGACGUCCAGCAAGGCAGGAGUUUUUCAGUGUGAGACUUUUGUGGGCUACAAAGCUGUGUAUCGUCUUUGCUUUGGCAUGAGCAUGAGCUUCUUGGCCUUUUUUCUGCUCACCAUCAACAUAAAGAGCAGCAGAGACCCUCGAGCUGCAAUUCACAACGGCUGCUGGUUUCUCAAAAUCGCAGUCAUUAUCGCGCUCACUGUCGGCGCCUUUUACAUUCCAGAGGGACAAUUUUCCUACAUUUGGUUCAUGGUGGGUGCAUUUGGAGCGUUCUUCUUCAUCCUCAUCCAGCUGAUCCUCCUCGUGGACUUUGUGCACUCGUUGAGCGAGUCGUGGCAUGACAAGAAGGAAAACGAGAACGCAAAGCUGUGGGGUUGUGCCUUGGUGAGCGUAACGUUACUGAACUACUCUCUGUCGAUCACCGCCAUCACGCUCAUGUGGAUUUUUUACGCUCAGCCUGUGGAGUGUGUACUCAACAGGUUCUUCAUCAGCUUCAACCUCAUACUGUGCUUCACAGCUUCAGUGAUCUCCAUUCAGAAGAAAGUUCAUAAACGUCUUCCCGCUUCUGGACUCAUGCAGUCGUCCUUCAUCACUCUGUACACCAUGUACCUCACCUGGUCAGCCGUGACAAACGAACCAGAAAAAUUGUGCAAUCCCAGCCUGCUGAGCUUUUUCCAGCAGGUCGCCAAUCCCAAUAUCUCUUCAACAAACCAAACCAUCGUUGACCCCCCAGAGCAUCCUUAUUUCUUAUGGGAGGAUACGCAAAGCAUCGUGGGAUUGUUACUGUUUGUCUUGUGCCUUUUAUACUCGAGCAUUCGCUCGUCCAGCACCAGUCAGGUGAACAAACUCCUGCUGACUCCUCCAGAAGCCGUGCUGAUAGAAGACUGUUCCACAGGAAGCCUCGGAGUCUCAGAGGGUCCGAGACGAGUGAUAGAUAACGAGAGAGACAGCGUCCAGUACAGCUACUCGUUCUUUCACUUCCAGCUCUUCCUCGCGUCGCUCUACAUCAUGAUGACGCUCACAAACUGGUACAGGCCUGAUGCUAACUACAGAGACAUCACACACAAGCGAGGACCAGUUUGGGUGAAAAUCUCGUCCAGUUGGGCUUGUCUCUUCCUCUACGUCAUGACUCUGAUCGCUCCCAUCAUCUUCAAAAACAGAGACUUUCCAUAGCCACUUUAUCGCAACUGAUUUAACGUAACGCUUUUACUCUUAUAUGGUUUUAAAUCAUGUUUUUUUUUUCUUAAGAUUUUUUCUGACACAUUUUACUGUUUUUUUCUGUUACAGUUUUCAGUGUUAAAGAAAUAUUGUGAAUUUUCUCUCAUUUUCUUAAGAUGUUUUAUGUCAAUUUUUUCUUACAAGAUUUUACAUUUUAGCAAUAUUAUCACUUUUUCACUCCAGAGAUUUUACAUAUCAUUUGUAAAAUAUUAUGACAAUUUUUUAAAAAACGUUUUACGUUUUUCUCUUGAAGGUUUAAUGUAAAGUUGAAAAAAUAUCGUGACAAUUUUUAUAUAACUUUAUAUAAAAACUCGACAUUUUGUCAUGUUUUUCUUACGGGAUUUUACUUAUGGUUUAAAUUUUAAUUUUCUUGAGUUUGACAAACAUAAUGACAAUUUUUGCACCAGACAAUUUGUCAUGUUUUUUUCUUAUGAGCGUUUAUGUAAAGUUUGAGAAACAGUGAUAAUUUUUUUCUUAAUAAGUUUUAUAUCACAGUUUUUAUCAGGAUUUAUGUAACGUUUGAGAAAUAUUGUGACAAUUUUUAUGAGAUUUUCUUACAUUUCUAUUUUCCUCUAUUGUGAGAUUUUACAUAAAAAGUUUGAGAAAUAACGUUACAAUUUUUUUCUUAAGACAUGUUGCGUCAUAUUUUCACCUUACAAAACUUUAUGGAAAGUUUGAGAAAUAUUGUGGCAAGGUUUUCGUAAGACGUUUUACAUGACCCUUUUGUGAGGUUUUAAGUAACUUUUGAGAAAUGCAUUUUUUCCUAAAGUGUUUUGCGUAGGUUUUUCACCUACAAUAUUUUGCAUUAGUUUUCUUUAAAGACAUUUUAUAUAACAGUUUCCUGUUAGGAGAUUUUAUUUAGAGUUUUAUCUUUUAAAAAAUUCUUUAAGAGAUGUAUCAUAUUUCACAUAUCAUUUUUACUUAUUAUUUUUUGUGUAAGAGAUUUUAUGUAGCUUGUUUCGUUACUCAUGUCUGGACCUUUUACAGUUGAAACAUAGUCGUGACUAAAACCGUCCUUUUUUACGCAUAUUUUUACCUGGACGUCUUCACACUGGAAAUAGAGACAUGACCACAGAAAUAUGGAACAAAAUAUUGCCUUUAGUAGUAACAAACAGAAAUCAUUUUUUUAAAAUGUUUUUGUUUUUAGCGUCUAUUUUACUGACGUAGCACUUUUUCUCUCGUUGUUAUUCUUGUGCCAUUAUUGCGUAUUGUUUUAAAUGAAAUGUUUAUCUUGGACGGGGGGAAAAAAACACAAACGGAUGUUAAAAAGCUUUUCAGAAAGCUAAAUACGUUUUUACACUUUUACUGAAAAAUUUUGUCACUAAAUGACAUGCUGUUGUUUUUGACUACUUUUCAAUAUUACGCUGACUUCAUGUCAGAAUGUCGAGAUGUAAUUACGAGACGACGAUCCUGAGAUGUUGUGAGAUAUCUACACACUCAGGAGUGAACUGUUUCCUUAAUAUUUAAUAUUUAAUAUUUUAAGGACACCAAAAUGGGUACAUAAUGGGCCGUUAUAAUAGCUAGUAGGUAGCUAAAAAAAAUUUUUUUUAAAUCUUCUAUUGCUGUUUUUUUUAAGGCUCAAUUCUGCACAGAACUAAACUAACCUGCACUACACUCUUAAUGAUGAUGUCAUUAGAGGAACGCGUAAUGAAAUGUAUAGAGUUAAAGAUUCCUGACGUUACACGUCCUUUAGCGUCAGUCGGCGCUGCUGUUUUUUCGCUUCUUUAUGUUUUCAAACGGUGCUCGCGAGUUUGAUGAUGUAAACGUUCUUUACGCUAGCUGAAUUUGUACUUAUUGUCGUCGUGGCGUGACGUGAUGUGACAUGAAUGCGCUAGAAAUGACGUCAUAAUAUCGUAUUACAUGUAAUUCUGGAGUGAUGUAAUAAUUAUGGACUGUAUGUUACGUUUGUGUCUCGCUCACUGAACAAACACAAAACAAAAUAUAUACGUAUUUUAUUUGCUUUCCAUUUAUCGUAGUGUAAAACUGACCGUUUUAUAAACACUUCACUUAAACUGUUAACAUUUUUAUUUUUUUUUUAAACACUUGUCCAAUAUUUGAACCACACACACAUUCUAUAAAACCAAAUCAAUAAAUUCUAAAGUAAAAAAGUCUUUUUUUAAAAUGAAAUCCUUCUUUAAUUAUUCCAGGUCUUUUUUUUUUUUUUUUAAUUUUUACUUCAUCAUGACUUUUUUCUUAACUAGACCAACAGCUCUUUCAGAUUCCUCUUUCAUUUCUUUUAUCUGAUCUGUAAUAGUCAAAUAAAAAAAUUAUAUUGGUUUAAGUAAUAAUUGUAUUCUUCAUAAUACUUAGACAAUGUGUAAUUAUGCACCUUUUUCCCCCUCAUACAACUGACUCGUAUAUUUACACUAAUUAAUAUUUUUAUUUAUUUCAUACUUGCUUUUUUAUUUGUUUAAUUCAGGCACAAACAAAACUGUAAAUACACAAUUAAUUUUUUGUGAAUAAUUUCCAUACCAAAGCCUUUUGAGUUCUUUAUUUAACAUUAUUUGUAAACGACUCUUUAUCAGACAAUGUUGUUCAAGUUGCUUUUUUAUAAAUUGUGGCAAAAGUGAUUUGCUUUUUUCUGUUUUAAGUCUGUUUUUUCUCUUCAGUAUCAGUAAAAUCACAUCUCAGCCUUCAGAACUAAUUAUUCAUGUCUUUUAAAUAUUCUUUGGUUUAAACAUUCAUUAGUGUUGAAACGGUUUAAUUCAGCUCAGGGAUUUUAUUCUGUCGAAGAGAGAAACUUACUGAAGUUUCAAAGCUUUUACAUUCAAGCUCAGAGGCGCAAAACGACAGAACAGCAACAGACACAACGCCGUGAAGCCUUCAAACUUACACUGGCGUCACAGCGUUUAUUUGAGAUAAGCUCGACAUGAACCAACACGAACAAAAAUAUCACUGUGUAACUUCACCCGGAGCGAACCAUCGUUAAAUACCAGAAUUCCUUCUUCCCUUUCAGUGAAAUCUCAUUUUAUUCUGCAGUCUAAAAAAAAUUCACAGUGGAAUUGGAGCUGGAAGUGACUAAAACCUCAGAAUGUGAGGAAACCUUUUCAUGUGAGGAAAAGUGGGCGGAGUUCAGAGAUAUAAAUAUAAAUUAUAAACAUCAGGCAUUUUUGUAU
Messenger RNA from Pangasianodon hypophthalmus (striped catfish), 4805 nucleotides. It is a transcript of the gene serinc3, whose product is annotated as serine incorporator 1. The transcript is spliced from 10 exons. Bases 247 to 1644 code for a protein of 465 amino acids. NCBI's taxonomy places the organism in Eukaryota, Metazoa, Chordata, Actinopteri, Siluriformes, Pangasiidae. The record is from RefSeq and is a predicted model, not a curated record. Gene Ontology annotation, cellular component: membrane.